CUCUACGCAGCUCUUUCAAUCGCACCGGAGAGGGAGGGAGAGAGAGAGAGAGAGAAUAGAGUAAGAGUGUGGUUAUCUUCAAAAAGGGGUGGGAACACUGAACCUGGAAACUGAAAAGUUAUUCCCAAUCCUUGAAUUUAAGCUUUAAGAACGUGGUGGCACUAAAAUCAACUGGGGAACCCGGAAAGAACUCAAGGUAAAAAACGAGACAAUUUUCCUGAGUGAAGUUAUCUGUCGAGACCAAGAACAGCCUCAGAAUGGGAGAAGACGCAGUGCAGGCAGAGCGGAGCAGCAUGAUCAGCACACACGAGAACCAGGAGCUGGUGGUGCCAAGCCCCAGCCCUACUCAGUCUUCACCCACCCAUAGCCUCUCCCAGCUGGGCACUGGCGAACCAAGUAGCCCUGGAGCUCUGGCUGGGGGCACCACAGGCAUUCUACCCAGAGAUGGAGCUUCACCCACAGGCCAAGUGAAUGCCAUUACUGUCCUGACACUUCUAGAUAAGCUGGUGAACAUGCUGGACACAGUGCAAGAGAACCAGCACAAGAUGGAGAUGAGACAGGUCGAGAUGGAAGGGGCAGUGAGGGUUAUCCAGAAUGAUAUGACCAAGCUCUCCAAGAGUCACACUUCCACCUCAAACACGGUCAGCAAACUCCUGGAGAAGAGCCGCAAGGUCAGCGUCCACAUGAAAGAGGUCAAGGACAAGAUGGAUAAGCAGGCCGUCCAAGUGAAGAAAUUGGAGGCCAACCACGCUACCCUUAUCAAGAGGAACAACUUCAAAGUGCUCAUCUUUCAGGAGGAAAAUGAAAUCCCUUCAAGUGUCUUUGUGAAUGAACCUGCACCGUUACCUGAAGUGGAAGAGGACACCCCAGCCACUGAUGCCAACCGUUCUCAAGAGGAGGGCCUUCAGACCAUCGCUCUCUCCUCAGAUGAGGAGCAGGGACCAGAAGAGGAUGAGGAUGACAUUUUGAGGGUUUUGGAUCUCGAAGCUGAAACCAGAGUUGAAAAAUCUCGAGCUGAGAAGAUCAAGCGUUCCAGUCUGAAGAAAGUGGACAGCCUGAAGAAGGCUUUCUCCAGGCAGAACAUUGAGAAGAAGAUGAACAAGAUUGUGUCCCAAGAGAAGCGGGAUAAAAUCAAGAAAAGUCUGACACCCAACCACCAGAAGAGCCCUAGUGCAAAGAACACCUCUUUCAAGGUCUCUCCUCUAACCUUCAACAUCAAGAAGAACCGCAAUGGGGAAGGGCAACCCGAGACUGAGGACUCACCUCAACCAGAGAGCUCGCCAAGUGCUAUUACCCCCAUCGAACUGGCCCCUAUUGAGAGCCCAACUGAAGACCUGUCCUUCAAAGAGGUUCACUCCCAUCUUGCACCAGGACAGGAGGAAGUAAAGGCAGCUGUGGAGGCAAUGGAGAAAGAUGAGGUGCCCAGCAUUCUGAAUGGCACAACAGAGGUUCAGCUGUCGAUCACAGAAGAUGUGAGCGAGGAGUAUGCUCUCUCUGCGACCCUGCCCCAGGACGCCUCCAAGAUAGUGGUGUCCCACAGUGCUUUACAGGAAGAGGAUGAAGAGGAAGGAGAGGAAGAAAAGGGAAAGGAAAGAGUGCACAGUGAAGACAGCCCUCUAGCUGAAGCUGCAGGCCAAGCAGAGGGUGUUGCUGUAGGACAAGCAUCCUAAUGUCCCGACCCCCCAUUCCAGCCCUAGGACACCCUCCUAAGCUGAGAAAACACUCUCUCCCUUAUCAGUGCCAGCCAUCCCCAUCAAGAACCCAGACAUCUGGCCUGUCCUCCCAAAAAACAGACUUACAGUCCAUUCAAAGGCAAUAUUCAUGAACUAAAUGACAUUUGCGUAAAAAUCCCAUAUCGCUGUUGUUAGUCGCUAGUCUUUUAGCAGAAGUGAAUGUGAAAGCAGUCAUGUCAGUUCGUCUUAUCCAAAACUUAUGCUUGUGAGAAACCCACUCCAGCUGGUAUUACUGGACAUUCUGUUAUCCUCUGGUGACUACCUGUCAACUGAGAAAGUCGAAUCGCUUACAGCCAAAGGAGUCAACGGACGCCAAAUGGACACGUAUUGACCAUAGCCUGGUUUUCAACCCACAGUCCGACAAUUCAUUUCAUCUGGAACAGCCUGUGCACAGCUGUGAUAUUGACUUCAUGCAACCAUGAUAAUUGGUCCGAUUAGGUUUUGUAUGGAAGCUUGAUGGCACCACAGAAUAAAACAUAAAAACAGUAAUUUUACUUUUUAAUCUCACAAAUCUGACUUUUUAUUCCUCACAAUUUUGAGUUCUUACACUUCUGACCUUUUUUUCUCAGGGUUGCGUGAUAUAAACUCCCAAUUGCGAGUUAUAAAGUCAGAAUUGCAUGAUAUUAAGUAUAAAACACAAUUGUACGUUUAUAUCUAACAAUUCUGUGAAAAAAUGUCAGAAUUGCUAGAUAAAAAGUCUCAAUUAUCUUAUAAAUCAUUCGAUUCUGUAGCGGAAACAAGCUUCCAUGGUUUUGUUUUAGAGAUUAUACAGCACAAAUAUACUGCCAUGCCAUGUUCUAUCUCUGUAUUUAUCAAAAAAGUGUACUCCAUAUUACAUUUUAAGUGUACUGUGAACCCAUAAACAUAGAGACCAAAAGAUGUGAGAAAGCUAGUGUAUUGUCCUAAACUAAACUACAAAUAUAAUUUCUGAUUUCUAGAUUUCUGCUUCGUAGUGACUAAUGAACAUUUAGAUAACCUUUUUCUGUCCUGAGUGAUCACACGUCUGGAAUGCAGCUGACAUGGGGGAUCCUGGUCUUCCCUGAGCUCCACAUAUGUCUCGGACCUUUACUCAGAAAGCAUUCCUGCUUUUGAUGUACGGCCAUUUCUCAAGAUCCUGUUGGCAUUGUGCUGGCUGAGAAACAGGCGCUGUGAAGCCAGUCUAGAUCACAGGCAUGUGUCUGAAAGUGAUGAAGGAGACGAUGCAUGCAAAUAAGCCAGAGAAGUGUGGAAAGUGGUGGAGAACUGCAAAAGUAUGAAAAGUGAAAGUCUAUUUGAAUUGUUGUACUGAAGUUUCAAAAUGUGAGAACUGAUUAACACAAGGACAAAUUCAAAAAUCCCCCUCAUCACUUUGGAAUAAAUGUAGUUAAGUGAUAUUUUGUGUACACAUCACCACUCGCUAUUAUAGAAAUCCAUAAAUAAAAUAGUGCUGUCAGCGGAUAAAGAAAAGCAUGAGGAGCAGUACUGACCAAUCAAGUCUGGUUUGUUGAUAUUGUGAGAAUGAGAAUAGAGUUUGGUUCUCAUAUGUUUUUAUUAUAAAUCAGAGCAAGUGGGAUUUUUGUGUGUUUAUUUCCAGCAUAUUUUCAUUUCAGUAUUCCAGUGCUGAACAAAAACAUAAAAGUGUGUAUCUUUGCUUCGGGUGGAUGUCUCUUUCAGAUGAAAAGGGAUGAGGUUUUACUUCUUUAACAUAUAACAGAUUUUAACAAAAUUUUUUCUGAUUCUUGUAAUCCCUAAUCUGUAUUUACAUAUUCUUUAAAAUGUUACUUGACUUCAUAAUAUAUACGAGAGCUAUAUGUUGUCUUGGUUAUAUUUUAGAAACAUUAUGAUUCACGCCAAAGAAAAUGGCUCAGUUACAGCAGAGACCUUGUUUCUGCAACACCUGUUUACCAAGUUGUUUCACGCUCUGCUCAAAUUGUUCUUAUAAUGCAAAUAAAUAAAAACUUUGAAACGUG
Molecule: messenger RNA, 3682 nt
Organism: Pimephales promelas (fathead minnow)
Lineage: Eukaryota; Metazoa; Chordata; Actinopteri; Cypriniformes; Leuciscidae
Gene: cavin2b
Product: caveolae associated protein 2b
Cellular component (GO): cytoplasm; caveola
Molecular function (GO): protein kinase C binding
Source: RefSeq, a predicted model, not a curated record